Molecule: messenger RNA, 1771 nt
Organism: Penaeus monodon (black tiger shrimp)
Lineage: Eukaryota; Metazoa; Arthropoda; Malacostraca; Decapoda; Penaeidae
Product: di-N-acetylchitobiase-like
Exons: 9
Coding region: 199-1422 (407 amino acids)
Biological process (GO): carbohydrate metabolic process; chitin catabolic process
Cellular component (GO): extracellular region
Molecular function (GO): chitinase activity; chitin binding
Source: RefSeq, a predicted model, not a curated record
UAUGCAUUUCCCCCGCAUGGCGUAGCGCAAGAAUCGGCUCCAGGCAACUCGGGGAAGGAAGGCGCGGCCGACGUGACGUUCCUCCGGCGGCGCUGACGACGGCUCGGGGGGCGUUCCGAGAUAAGUGAUAAGCAACAGCAAGAGAAAGCCCUGCUUUUGCUUCUGUCAUUGGAGAGAUUGGGAAGAAGACACAGAAGAAUGGAAUGUAGUGUGAAAUUUUUAUUUGCCGUAAUAUUGGUGAUCCUUGCUGAAGCGAGCCUGGGGGCCUUGAUCAGCCAGAAGCAUUUUGCGCAGAGUCCAGUGUUGCUCCCUCCCCCUGAGAGCAGCCUGGAUUGUCCAUGUAGCCAAGACCUGCUAUGUAUGCCCCUUGCUCAAGCCAAGGAGAAAAGUCCUUCCACACCUCAUGUUCAGGAAUAUGUCAAAAAGUCUGCAAAGAAAGAGGUAUUUGCAUUUGUUCUUAAGUGUGAUUCUUCAGUAUGGAGCAAGUUUGACUGGACCAAACUAACAACAAUUGCUAUUGCUGGUUUUUAUGAUCCCCAUCUUGUGUGCUUUGCUCAUCAGCAUGGAGUAAAAGUUGUCAAACUAGGUAACUUCCCAACAAGCAAACUGCCCAAUGCCACUGCUCGGGCAAACUGGGUUGACAUGCAAGCCAGUGACACUGCCCUUAAAUUCUUGGACGGAAUAAACAUUGACUAUGAGGAUGCCAUUCAACCAAACACUCCAGAGCAAAAAGGCCUCACAAGCCUUGUCCGAGAGACUGCAAGUGUUUUUCACUCCAUCUUGCCUGGAUCACAGGUAUCCUUUGAUGUUGCAUGGUCAGCAGAUGGCAUAGAUGGACGAUUUUACGAGUAUAAAGCUAUUGCUAAUUACAGUGAUCUGAUAUUCAUUAUGGCCUACGAUGAGCAGAGUCAGAUAUUAGAAGGCCCUUGUACUGCUAGACCAAAUUCAGGCAUCUACAAGACAGCACAAGGGAUAGAGUCAUACAUAAAUUUGGGUAUUCCUCCCCAGAAGAUGAUUCUGGGUGUUCCCUGGUAUGGGUACAACUACCCAUGCAUUAACUUGGAUAAGAAUGGAACAUGUUUCAUCAAGGAAGUCCCCUUCCGAGGUGUAAAUUGCAGUGACGCAGCUGGGAAGGAAUAUCCUUACAGCUACAUGGUCAGCACUCUGGAGGCAAAUCAUGCACAGUACCACUGGGACAAGAACUCUCUUAGUCCUUGGUUUAAUGUCAAGGAUAGCAGCACGGGUCAGAUGCACCAAAUGCGUUAUGAUGAUGAGAGAAGCUUGGCUUAUAAAUAUGCAGUAGCAUUGUCAAGGGGCCUGAGCAUUGGAAUUUUUACAGUCAAUUACCUUGACUACUCUGCUUCAGCAACUGCCAUACAUCACCGAAAAGUUAUGUGGGGACUCUUGCCACCAUCAGUGUAGCUCAGGACACAGGCUAGUUACAUUAGUCCAAAAGUGGUAUCUGUAAUUCAUAACAUCCUCAGAAUCUGUUAAAAGCUUUAUACUGAUAAAUGUGCAUAUUGUGCACAACUACCCAUAAAUGUAAAACUCCCUUAUAAGCAGUUUGUAAAAAUUCUAGUUCAUGUAAAGUAACAAUAUAGGAAAAAUUGAAUUACCAAAUGUGGAUUUAAACUACAAAGUUCUUUUAAUUAUUUAUAGGAGUAUGAUAUAUAGAUGUUUGCCAAGUGAUUCACAGUGCUUAGUUGACAAGAAAAAUGUACUUCAACAUUUGUUAUACAUUUCUCUAUUGAUAAAUAAAUAAUAUUCACCA